AGCCGCGACUCUAUUUUCUGGGAGUGUUGGUUAAGUUAAAAUACAACGUUCUUAUAUCAAGGAACGAUUAUUUAAAGCAGAAACUGGGAUAUUAAUGUAACACAACAGGGUCGGGUGACUAAAGGAGUGUAAUCCACGAGAUCAGACUCACCAGGACUUACCUGUUAGUUUGUGGAUACUUUGCUAAUAUUUAAAGAUGAAGACUCCUGAUCUGGACACUGAUAAAGUGUCCCCACCCUCUAAAAAACGUAAACUCCAGAGAGAGAGAUCAGAAUCAGCAGCACCCAGCUGUGUCUCCAUGAAGAGUGAUGCCUCUAUGAAUCAGCCUAUUAAUUUUAAAGCUGGAGACUCCUCACCUCUACACAGUAAACUCCAGGGAGAGAGAUCAGGAUCAGCAGCACCCAGCUGUAUCUCCAUGAAGAGUGAUGCGUCUAUGCAUCAGCCUAUUACUUUUAAAGCUGGAGACUCCUCACCUCUACACAGUGAUCUACAGAAGACAGGAGACAGAACAGGAAAGAACAUCAGAGAUACAGGGCACGACCCAGAAUCUGCUGCUGUAAAUGAAUUUCAGAAAAAAUUUAAAUUAAAUCUGAUGAAGCAGUUUCAGUUCUUGAAUGGAGUGAUAAUAAACCUGGGAACCCAAACACUCCUGAAUGAGAUCUACACAGAGCUCUACAUCACAGAGGGAGACAGCGGAGACGUCAAUAAAGAACAUGAGGUGAGACAGAUUGAAGCAGCAUACAGGAGAACAACAACAGAGGAAACAUCAAUCAAAUGCAAUGACAUCUUUAAGCCCUUAUCUGAACAAGACGAACCCAUCAAAACUGUACUGACAAAGGGAGUCGCUGGCAUCGGAAAAACAGUCUCUGUGCAGAAGUUCAUUGUGGACUGGGCUGAAGGGGAAGCAAAUCAGGACAUCCACCUCAUAUUUCCACUUCCUUUCAGAGAGCUGAAUUUGAUGGAGGACCAAAAACUGAGUCUGAUGGAGCUCCUUCAUGUCUUUUUUAAGGAAAUAAAAGAAACCGAAAUGUUCAAUUGGGAAAAGGUUCUGUUCAUUUUUGAUGGAUUGGACGAGUGUCGUAUUCCUCUAGAUUUCCAGAACACAGUGAGAGUGUGUGAUGUAACUGAAUCAGCAUCAGUGCCUGUGCUGCUGAUAAACCUGAUCAAAGGGAAUCUGCUUCCCUCUGCUCUCAUCUGGAUCACCUCCCGACCUGCAGCAGCUGAUCAAAUCCCCUCUGAGUGUGUCCAUCGAGUCACAGAGAUACGAGGGUUCAAUGACCCACAGAAGGAGGAGUACUUCAGGAAGAGGAUCAGUAAUCAAAGCCUGGCCAAUAACAUCAUCACACACCUGAAGUCAUUAAGAAGCCUCAACAUCAUGUGUCACAUCCCAGUCUUCUGCUGGAUUUCAGCCGCUGUUCUAGAGAGAAUGUUGGGUGAAGCAGAGAGUGGAGAGAUCCCCAAGACUCUGACUCAAAUGUACACACACUUCCUCAUCAUUCAGAUAAACAUCAUAAGAGAAAAGUAUUUAAAGAAGCAGGAGAGUGAUAAAGAAAUGCUUCUUAAACUGGGACAACUGGCUUUUGAGCAACUGGAGAAAGGGAACCUGAUCUUCUAUGAUAAAGACCUGAGAGAGUGUGGCAUUGAUGUGAGAGAAGCAGCAGUGUACUCAGGUGUGUGUACGCAGAUCUUCAGAGAGGAGUUUGGGUUUCACCAGAGUAAAGUGUACUGCUUUGUUCAUCUGAGCAUUCAGGAACACCUCGCAGCUCUGUAUGUGCACCUGAUGUUCAGGAUAGACAAUAAAAAUGUCCUUAAAAAGAGUCAAGCUUCAAAAUUACAAAUUACAGUUUUAGAUUUCCACAAGUGUGCUGUAGAUGAAGCUUUAAAAAGUCAGACUGGACAUAUGGAUGUUUUCCUUCGCUUUCUUCUGGGUCUCUCACUGGAGUCCAAUCAGAAACUCUUACAGGUCUUAGUAACACAGACAGGAAGUAGCUCCCAGAGGAAACAGGAAACAGUUCAGUACAUUAAGCAGAAGAUCAGUUGGGAGCGUUCUACAGAGAAAUCCAUCAAUCUGGUCCACUGUCUGAAUGAACUGGGUGAUAAUUCUCUAGAGGAGGAAAUCCAACACUACCUGAAAUCUGGAAAACAAAAGAAACUCUCUUCAUCACAGUUGUCUGCUCUGGUGUUUGUGUUACUGACAUCAGCACAGGAGCUGGAGGAAUUUGACCUGAAUAAGUAUAUCAGUCCAGAUAAGUUAACAGACGAUGUUCUUCCGAAGCUGAUGGCUGUGAUUGCGGCAUCCAGGAAAGCAACUAUCAGGUGUGAUAAAGUUGGAAUGAAAAGUUGGUCAGCUCUGGUCUCAGCACUCAACUCAGAAACCUCCAAUCUGAGAGAACUGCAUCUGACUGUGAAAACCCUGGAUCUGUCUGACAGUACACUGGGAGACUCAGGAGUAAAGACUCUCUCUGCUGUACUGGAGAAUCCUCACAGUAAAGUGGAAAGUCUGAGGUUGAGUGAUUGUGGUGUCUCAGAUGAAGGCUGUGCUGCUCUGACUUCAGCUCUGAGAUCAAACCCCUCACACCUGAGAGAACUGGAUCUGUCUAAUAAUAAUGUAGGAGACUCAGGAGUGAAGUGUGUCUGUGCUGUACUGGAGAAUCCUCACUGUAAACUGGAGAAAAUGUCGUUGCCUAGGUGUGGUGUCUCAGGUGAAGGCUGUGCUGCUCUGACUUCAGCUCUGAGAUCAAACCCCUCACACCUGAGAGAACUGAAUCUGGCUGAAAAUAAUUUAGGAGACUCAGGAGUGAAGUGUCUCUGUGCUGUACUGGAGAAUCCUCACUGUAAACUGGAGAUACUGGCUUUGCCUACUUGUGGUGUCUCAGAUGAAGGCUGUGCUGCUCUGACUUCAGCUCUGAGAUCAAACCCCUCACACCUGAGAAACCUGGAUCUGGCUGAUAAUAAAGUAGGAGACUCAGCAGUGAAGUAUCUCUGUGCUGUACUGGAGAAUCCUCACUGUAAACUGGAGACACUGAGGUUGCGAGGUUGUGGUGUCUCAGAUGAAGGCUGUGCUGCUCUGACUUCAGCUCUGAGAUCAAACCCCUCACAGCUGAGACAACUGAAUCUAACUUGUAAUAAUGUAGGAGACUCAGGAGUAAAGGGUCUCUCUGCUGUACUGGAGAAUCCUGACUGUAAACUGGAGACACUGUGGAUGGUGGAUUGUGGUGUUUCAGAUGAAGGCUGUGCUGCUCUGACUUCAGCUCUGAGAUCAAACCCCUCACACCUGAGAGUACUGGAUCUGUCCUGGAAUAAAGUAGGAGACUCAGGAGUGAAGUAUCUCUGUGCUGUACUGGAGAAUCCUCACUGUAAACUGGAGACACUGAGGUAAGAUCAUCUCUCUGAGAGUCACAUGACCUGCUCCUCAGUAAGACACAUUCUCUAAUAGUGAGACUGAAGCAGAAGUUUUAGGUUGAUCAUCAAUGUCCUGAGGAGGAAGAUUGUUUCUUUUCACUGCACACUGAUGAUUUGUCACAGAG
Molecule: messenger RNA, 3527 nt
Organism: Clarias gariepinus (North African catfish)
Lineage: Eukaryota; Metazoa; Chordata; Actinopteri; Siluriformes; Clariidae
Product: NACHT, LRR and PYD domains-containing protein 12-like
Exons: 12
Coding region: 197-3379 (1060 amino acids)
Molecular function (GO): protein binding
Source: RefSeq, a predicted model, not a curated record